Messenger RNA from Hippocampus comes (tiger tail seahorse), 3807 nucleotides. It is a transcript of the gene ppef2a, whose product is annotated as protein phosphatase with EF-hand domain 2a. Lineage: Eukaryota; Metazoa; Chordata; Actinopteri; Syngnathiformes; Syngnathidae. Gene Ontology annotation, biological process: detection of stimulus involved in sensory perception; negative regulation of MAPK cascade. The record is from RefSeq and is a predicted model, not a curated record. Gene Ontology annotation, molecular function: phosphoprotein phosphatase activity; manganese ion binding; Hsp90 protein binding.
CAGUCAUGGGAUGUGGCGUCACCAAGUCCAACCAGUUCCAAAGACACGCGGUCAAAGGCGUCACGUCGAUAAGGGCCGCCGUGCUGAUCCAGCAGUGGUACCGUCAGUAUGUGGCCCGCAUGGAGAUGAGGAGGAGGUACACCUGGCACAUCUUCCAGUCCAUCGAGUACUCGGGAGAGCAGGCUCAGAUCAAGCUGUACAACUUCCUGGGCUACCUCAUGGACAACUUCACACCGUCCAGCGACGAACGAAAGCUGAUCUCGCACAUCUUCCGGGAGAACGAGGUGUGCCGCGACGCCGAGUGGGAGCGCUACUUCUGCUACAAGAACAUCGAGGUGCCCGACAUCUACUCGGGGCCGCGCCUGCGCUUCCCUCUGACCGCCGAGCAGGCCGUCGGCCUGCUGGAAGCCUUCAGGAACAAGAAGCAGCUGCACUCGCGCUACGUCCUGCAGCUCCUCCUGGAGACCUGGAAGCUGUUGCGCAUGUUGCCCAACAUCAGCCGCAUCGCCACCUGCCACAGCAAAGAAAUCACCAUUUGCGGCGAUUUGCACGGGCAGCUGGAAGACCUGCUGUUGAUUUUCUACAAGAACGGGCCGCCGUCCCUGGAGAAGCCGUACGUCUUCAACGGGGACUUUGUGGACCGAGGCAAGGACUCCAUGGAGAUCCUCCUCAUCCUCUUCGCCUUCCUGCUGGUCUACCCCACCGAGGUGCACCUCAACCGAGGCAACCACGAGGACCACAUCAUCAACCUGAGGUACGGCUUCACCAAGGAAGUGUUGAGCAAAUACAAGAUGCACGGCAAACGCAUCCUGAAGCUGCUCCAGAAGAUCUUCAGCUGGCUCCCGCUGGCGGCGGUGAUCGACCAGAAAGUUCUGGUCCUGCACGGCGGCAUCUCGGACUCCACGCGUCUUUCUGUGCAGUACGUUUCGGCGCUUCGGCCCCCCAAGAAGCGGCGGCGGCAGCGGAGCUCCGCCGGCGCGUCCGUCGACUCGGACGCGGAGGACGACUGGGCCAAUCACAGGCUCUUGCGGCGGCGGGCUUCCCUGGCCUGCCCCAAGCCCGUCAUCAGCCGCGACGGCUUCCUCAACCGCUCCCUGCGGGACUUUUCCGAUCGGAUCAAGGUCGGCGCCGAGGACGAGCCCGAGCGUUUGGGGAGCGCCGGCGCCGAAGGAGAAGCCCGCGCCUCCCUUGACUCGGUCGGGAGCGACGGCGCCAAGGAGGAGUGGAAGCAGAUCCUGGACCUGCUGUGGAGCGACCCCAUGUCGCAAGACGGCUGCAUCCCCAACGAGCUGAGGGGCGGCGGAUGCUACUGGGGCCCCGACGUCACCCGCGACUUCUUGAGCAAGCACAACUUGCAGCUCAUCGUACGCUCGCACGAGUGCAAGCAGGACGGCUACGAGUUCUGCCACAACCGCAAGGUCCUGACGCUCUUCUCGGCCUCCAAUUACUACGACGUGGGGAGCAACCGAGGGGCCUACGUGAAGCUGGGGCCCGACCUGCUGCCUUACGUGGUGCAGUACCAGGCCAGCAGCAUGACCAGAGAGCUCACGGCCCAACAAAGCGUCGGGCAGACGGAGCGCUCCGCCCUCAAAGUCCUUCGGGAGCAGCUCUUUUCCCACAAGUCGGACCUCGUUUGGGCCUUCAAAGCGUUUGACUCCGACGACACGGGUCUGCUUUCGGUGACGGACUGGGCGACGGCGGUGGAGAGCGUGAUGCGACUGGGCCUUCCCUGGCGGAUGCUGCGCUCUCAGCUGGUCGGCGGCAAGAGCGGCGACGGCCUCAUCGACUACCGGCGCUGGUUCGACGAGCUCGCCAUCAAAGGGGCCGACGCUGACCAUAUCGACCAGUGUCUGCUUGAGACCUUGUACCGCCAUCGCUCCACCUUGGAGACCAUCUUCAGGAUCGUCGACACCAAUAACUCAGGUUUCAUCUCACCCUCGGACUUCCGUCAGACGUGGAAGCUACUGAGCGUGUACCUGAAAAUGGAGAUCACGGACGAGGCCAUCUCAGAACUGGCGGUGGCCAUCGACAGCAACCGUGACGGCGCCAUCGACAUUGACGAGUUCAUGGAAGCCUUCCGCCUCACCGACAAGAAGAGUCGGCUGGAGAGGGGGCGCAGCAUGUUCAUGGCCACCGCGCCCGAUCUUGCCGCGCUCGACCCAGACGAACGCGUGUGACCGACCGCAUGUGUGCAGCUCACGGCUUGUCAAGGAUUGAAGUCAAAAUUUGAGGUGCAGGCCAGAGGAAAAACAAAACUUUUAAAACUAAAAUUACACAGAUCGGAGGGGGGAAAAAACAUUUUGGAAAAUUGCAGUGCAGCUUCGGUUUACUCACAGGUCAGGUAUUCCCUAAUUCACCUAUUUGCGUGUUUUUGGGGGAAUCCUAUCCAUCCCCCAUGGCUCGUUGAAAACCCCUGCUGAUUUGUGGGGUUGUUUGUUUCGUGUCAGGGUUGUCCUAUGGAAUCACAGAUGCUCUCAAUCACGCAUGAAGCACGCAUUAAAACAGAACACAACCAGAGUCAGAACUUGUCUUUUGCAAAAGGGGAAGCAGUCGCUCUGAGCCCGCACUGUGCCACGGGUAUGUGGCAGUAUUUUCCAUUUCAUUUUUAUCGUUUCUAAUCAGCAAGGGUGUCACCAUCUUCAAAAAGUUAGAACAACCAAUGUGUUUACAUAUAUGUAUAUAUAAUAUAUACAUGAAAAAUGUGUUCUUUUGAAAAUUUUGCAGUGACCCUGCCAUACACAAAUUUUCACUAAUUGUGCAACUGAACAAUUGUGAAAUCCAAACUGUUUGUGCCCACCUACUGUAUGCAUUCACUGUACUCGCACGCUCAAUCAAAUCACAUUUGCUGUUAAAUCUGCUGCCUAAAAAGUCAAACGUCUCAAUUUAUUCUUGAGUUAUACAAGAUACAACCUGGACUGUGAUUGGCUCCCGGGUCAUGUCGUCGUAUCUCCUUUUGAUUCAAAAAAGAUCAAGUGUUCUUUCAACCCUGCACGCUCAUUGUGAACAUUGGAAAAUGUGAAAGGAAAAAAAAAGUUGAAUGUGGACAAGCGCUGUUUGAAUGAUAUGUUACCAAGUGUAUGUGUAUGUGUACCCUUGAAUUUAUAAUGAUUUUUUUAGGCACUAAAUGUAAAGGAAAUGCACAAAAGUAUGCACACGGUGCCUUAGUUAGCAGUAUUUGAAUGUGCAGUAUUCGGUCGCGUCACCGCACGUUCUCGGCAAUUGGAGUCUGGAGGGAGCUCUUUGUCACCGUGCCAAGCAGUUCCUCCUGGACCACAAGAGGGAAAGCAACAAACCAUGUCAUUCGCCCACGCCUUGCUUGUGCUUUAACCACCGAGCUAAUGGCCAACGUGGAUGGAAGCGCACCGAAUGGUUACGUGGCUCAUGGGUAUAUCAAAUAAUCAAUUCUGUUGCUUUGAUGUGUUUCAAUGUGAAGAAAAGGUCAGAAAGUUGGUGUAGUCUGCCAUUCACAUUGUAUUGAAUGAAAUAGUUGAUCAAAGCCCCAGUACUCUGGGGUUGCCGGCCAUCUCCUUUAGCGCCUUCCGGUUGGCGUUGUCAUCAUCGUCUCUGCGCGUUAUCGGCAGAUGUAAGCAUCUCUAGUCGGCUUGUUUUCUUUGUCAUUUUCAAAUGAGUUUUCACUGGUUCCGUCUGGCUUUGGAUGAGCGCGUGGUGGAGCUAGCGAAUGGUUACGUAGCUAAUGUGGAUGUCAAAUAAUUUUUGUUGCUUUGAUGUGUUUAAAUGCGAAGAAAAAGUUGGUGUACUGCGCCAUUACCUUGGGUUUUUGGAUAUGUAUCCAAGCACCUGGCACUC